Dunckerocampus dactyliophorus (ringed pipefish) is the source of this 2043-nucleotide messenger RNA. RefSeq lists its product as uncharacterized. The transcript is spliced from 5 exons. NCBI's taxonomy places the organism in Eukaryota, Metazoa, Chordata, Actinopteri, Syngnathiformes, Syngnathidae. The record is from RefSeq and is a predicted model, not a curated record. Bases 159 to 893 code for a protein of 244 amino acids.
AAUGAUGCCAGUAUGCUUGUUUAAUCAUGAGUAUUUUUUUAAACUUUUGGAUUUCUACAUGGUGCUUGUUUUUUGCUAUUCAACAUGCUAACAACAGACAACUAUGUCUAUUAAACUAGUCAUUAAACAAUUCCCUAGACUCUUUUUCCACCAAAGUGAUGGCACAACAUCCUCCGUGGCUUCCUCACUGUGGUCCUGGGACAUGGAAAGCGACAACGAGCUGGUGUCUGCAUGCCAGUCCGUGGAAGUCACAGGUACCACCAGUGACAAAGGAGCCAGUGUCGCCUGCGCAGCCCAGGCAGCCAGAGGGCACUAUGUCUCAGCCCCCUGCUCCCCUUGUGGAUCUCAGUGUGAUGCCGCCCCAGCUAAAAAAUAGACCAGCCACCCCAUCUACGAGCCAGGACACACGCGGAACUAGAGGGCUGCGUCCACCUGUGGGAGAAGCCCAACGGCAUCCCACUAGCGGAUAUCUGGUGGCUGAAGAAUGCGACCCCUUUGCUCCCAUCAAGGCGUACAAGGACAACGCCGGAGUCCUGAAACACAGACGGCUCAUGAAGUCAGACCGCAUGUGGUUCCAUCCACCUGAAGCUCCAGGCUACAUUGGUGGAGCUCUGCCGAACCCUGCAGUCUUCUUUCGGGGCCGCAUGUUUGUCUGGCACCCUGUGGGAGUGUGGAGGUGCUCACUUAAGUGUCCUCAAGGUGACCAGUGUGCGGGGGUAGGGAAGGCCGUGUACCUCUACAAGUCGGGUUACCACCACCGGGUGUGGCAUAUUUGUGACACAUCCAGUCGGCAUACCCUCAUCACGGAGGUUCCGUGCUGUGGGCCCUGCACAAAUACGGCGAGAAACAAAGAGGGUGUUUCGGUCGACCACUGGAUCGCGUGGGACUUUUGAUUUUGUCACAACUGAGAGGGACGUGGACAAGAAUGUGGUGAGGCUAGUGAGGGACAGGACCGAAGGCAACAUAAUGGCGCCAAAUACAGGAAAACCGCAUUGAAGAGUAUCUUCAACAGAAGGACCUGUACACCGCACUUCAGAUGCAUACGCUGGUCAAAGUGCUGUGGCUGCGUAGCCCAUGCCAUGCGAGCCCUGUGAAGACCAGCAUCAUUGAGGCCUAUGAGCGCAUUGAGCACCUGGUCUUAGUGGAGGAUGCUGUGCUGUCAAAAGCAGGUAUUCUUCUACCAGAAAUUAAUACCAAAACAGUCCGUGAAUUCAUUCAUCGCCAGGAGAGGCUCCUUACAAUCUACACGCCACAAAACACCCAGCUGCUGCUGCUGUUUGGUCACCGGCUCCACACCAAGAAGUUGCUCUCCCUCCACCAGAUUACCCUGUCAUGACAUUCCAGCCUAUUCCGAGCACAGCAGGGACCAAGGCCCUAAAGGGGAGGAAAGAAGUCACACAAAGGCAGCCUCUCAACUUACCCGCCGCCUGCAUCCUCACAUCCACAUCCUCCACAUGUGAUGAUAGGCCCUGCUCCCUCUACAGUCACCUCGUCCUCUUCCCAGGAAGAGCAAGCACAGACAGCAGUCAGUCCUUUCACAUGCACGUCUUCCUCUGUGCCCUCUUCAUGUGCCACGCAGGCACAGGGGGGCCUCCUGGGCAAGAGCCACUCAAGAGCAUGAGUAUAAGAGAAAACUGAAAGAACAACAAAGCGGCAACAUCAACUCAAAACUUUCUCUCAAUAAUACAGAGUCUAACAGUUUGCAAAGUAUGUGGCCAACCAACACAGGAAAAUAAGAAGUAUAAAAAUAAAACUUUUAGUCCUGUAAAAAUGAUAUCCUCCUCCAAAGGUUUGGACACAUCCAAAAGCUAAACAUCUUUUGGAUAAUUUAAAAUGGAUGUGGACAACUUGUGAAUCGUUGUUGUUGGCAACCUUUUUUAGAUUUAUUCUUUUUUUAUUAUUAUUAUUAUUAUUGCACACUUGUGAUUACAACAAACAAAACUGUUGCUUUAUUUUUCUUUUCACAAAUAUAACAGUGAAUAUAAACAGUGAAUUCCAUCCAACACAUAUAUACUAAUAUAAAGUAUGUGGUCUUGAAUCACA